This is a messenger RNA of Staurois parvus, 481 nucleotides long. The record is from the annotation of a GenBank genome assembly. NCBI's taxonomy places the organism in Eukaryota, Metazoa, Chordata, Amphibia, Anura, Ranidae.
UGGAGCGCGCAGCGCGGCGAUCAGCGGUCCGCUGUGUCCCUUGGACACAGCGGAUCACCGAUCCACAGAAAGAGCCGAAGAUCUGUCACUCUGACAGCUCGAGAGGAGAGGAGAGCCAGUAAUCAGCAUUCCGAGGAGGGGACAUGUACACUGAUCAUCAGAGCACUGAUGAUCAGUGUGCCCUGAUGAUCAGUGCAGCCCCAGCAGUGCCACCUGUCAGUCUCCAUCAGUGCCAGCUGUCAGUGCUCAUCAGUGCCACGUGCCAGUGCCCAUCAGUGCCACAUCAAUGCCACAUAUCAGUGCCUACCAGUGCACAUCAAUGCAACAUAUCAGGGCCCAUCUGAGCUGCCUUUCAGUGUCACCCAUCAGUGGAAGUCAGUGCCACCUAUCAAUGCUGCCAAUCAGUGCCACCUAUCAGUGCCGCCUAUCAGUGUGCAUCAGUGCCACCUAACAGUGCCAGUCAGUGCCACCUAACAGUGCC